Molecule: messenger RNA, 591 nt
Organism: Parasteatoda tepidariorum (common house spider)
Lineage: Eukaryota; Metazoa; Arthropoda; Arachnida; Araneae; Theridiidae
Source: RefSeq, a predicted model, not a curated record
AUGCCGGCGGGAGCUUCGGCUCCUGGUAGGGUCACCCAAGCCGGACAGGUCGGAGGGGAGACACCAGACAAAGAGGAACCCCCUGGUCCUCCAGGUUGGGGGUUGGGCGUGGGGCUAACAACUCCACCUCGUAAAAACCAACAUGUUUCGAAAUCCAAAGUAGUAAGUGCCGAACUGCCUUCAUGUAAUUUGACCAGGAAACGUUCAAUGGAAAUGAGAUUUGGGUACUGGAAUAUACGCACUCUCUAUCAGAGUAAAAAUCUGCAACUACUGAUCGAGCAAAUGGACUCAUAUAGAUUGGACUUGUUGGCUAUACAAGAAAUUCGCUGGACUGGUAGUGGAGUCUUGGAAAAGAGAAGACACACGCUUUCUUACAGUCGUCAUAAAACAAAACAUUUAUGUGGAACUGGCUUCAUCUUAAAUAAAAGACUCAGCCAUCCGGUUAUUGAUUUUCAAGCUAUCUCCCCUAGACUAUGUCUAUUACGCUUAAAAGGAAGUUUUGCCAACUAUUCCAUCAUUAAUGUAUAUGCACCAACUGAAGAAGGAGAUGAGGAAAAAGAUAAUUUUUAUGACGAGUUAGAUCGCCUCUGA